Messenger RNA from Anolis sagrei ordinatus, 1932 nucleotides. RefSeq names its product actin related protein 3B (gene ACTR3B). The record is from RefSeq and is a predicted model, not a curated record. Gene Ontology annotation, cellular component: actin cortical patch. Lineage: Eukaryota; Metazoa; Chordata; Lepidosauria; Squamata; Anolidae. Gene Ontology annotation, molecular function: actin filament binding.
UUGCGGUCGGAGCUGUCAGCUCGGCGGGGAAGCUGAGGAGGAGGAGGAGGAGGGGGCGCCUCGGAGGGACUUCCCUUUCCUCCCUUUUCCUCGGGCCUUUUCCCCUCGCAGCCCGGAAAUGGCCGGCCACAUGCCCCCCUGCGUCGUGGACGCCGGCACCGGGUAUACAAAACUGGGAUAUGCUGGCAAUACAGAACCACAGUUCAUUAUCCCAUCAUGCAUUGCAGUAAGAGAAUCAGCAAAAAUAGGUGACCAAGCACAGAGGAGGCUGACACAAGGAGUUGAUGAUCUAGAUUUUUUUAUUGGUGAUGAAGCUCUAGAUAAACCUACCUAUGCAACAAAGUGGCCUAUACGACAUGGUAUUGUAGAAGACUGGGACCUUAUGGAAAAGUUCAUGGAACAAGUUAUUUUUAAAUAUCUUCGGGCAGAACCAGAAGAUCACUACUUCUUAAUGACAGAGCCACCACUGAACACUCCUGAAAAUAGAGAAUAUCUGGCAGAAAUCAUGUUUGAGUCUUUUAACAUACCAGGACUUUAUAUUGCUGUUCAGGCAGUGUUAGCUUUAGCUGCAUCUUGGACUUCACGGCAAGUUGGGGACCGUACCUUGACAGGUGUCGUUAUUGACAGCGGUGAUGGAGUGACCCAUGUAAUUCCAGUGGCAGAAGGCUAUGUAAUUGGCAGCUGCAUCAAACAUAUCCCCAUUGCAGGUAGAGAUAUUACAUAUUUCAUUCAGCAACUCCUGAGGGAGAGGGAGGCGGGGAUCCCACCUGAACAAUCGUUGGAGACAGCUAAGGCCAUAAAGGAAAAAUAUUGUUACAUUUGCCCUGACAUAGUAAGAGAAUUUUCCAAAUAUGAUGCAGAUCCACAGAAGUGGAUAAAGCAAUACACAGGCAUCAACGCAAUCAACCAAAAUAAGUAUGUUAUUGACGUUGGUUACGAACGAUUUCUUGGGCCAGAAAUCUUCUUUCAUCCAGAGUUUGCCAAUGCAGAUUUCAUGGAAUCGAUUUCGGAUGUUGUUGACGAAGUUGUACAGAACUGCCCUAUUGAUGUCAGGCGCCCUUUAUAUAAGAAUGUGGUUCUUGCAGGAGGCUCCACGAUGUUCAGGGAUUUUGGACGGCGGCUGCAGAGAGACUUGAAAAGAGUAGUUGAUGCCCGCUUGAGAAUCAGCGAAGAGCUCAGUGGAGGCCGGAUAAAGCCUAAACCUGUUGAAGUUCAAGUGAUCAGUCACCCCAUGCAGCGCUAUGCAGUCUGGUUUGGAGGCUCUAUGCUCGCAUCAACAAAUUCUUUGACGUAUGCCACACCAAGAAAGAUUAUGAGGAAUACGGCCCUAGUAUUUGCCGUCAUAAUCCUGUUUUUGGAAUUAUGACUUAAUUCUCACUCUGUGGUGAAAUCUGUUGCUGUGUCCAAUGGAGAUCCUUUUGCUUAUGAAGAGUUGAAACUAUUGAAACAUGGAGUGCUGUGGAGACCAAGUGGCCUUGAAGAAGAAUACCUCAAUCCUACAGAAUGUGCUGAAAUCAGGCACAGCAAUACUAAGUUUCAUAACUAAGUGCCUUCCUUUCUCCAAUUGUCAGCAGACGUCAUGAUUUAGAAAGAUUUAACAGGAAUUACAGGUCUAAACAGAGGGCAACAAAACCCAAACCAAAAUAUUAUCACUUUCAAAGCUUUUCUGGAACAGAGAAGAACCUAUAUUGUGCUCAGUCUUGUUAUCCAAUCUGCAAGGAUGGAACUUAUUUUGCAAAUCAUUGCAUUAGUCUCAAUGGGUUUAUUAAUUAUUAUUUUUUUGGUCUUCCUUGAACAGAUAUUUCAGAAAUGGUGCCUUAGUUUUGUGAAAAAUUGAACAACUAUUCUAUGCUGAGUACUUUGUACUUGAUGAUAAUUGUUGAAGCAGAUGGCCUGAGUUGAUCACCAACUGCUAGCGAUGUCAUGGAGAGU